This is a messenger RNA of Populus trichocarpa (black cottonwood), 3681 nucleotides long. Its product is annotated as E3 ubiquitin-protein ligase BRE1-like 1. The coding region runs from base 375 to 3014 and encodes 879 amino acids. Gene Ontology annotation, cellular component: HULC complex; nucleus. Gene Ontology annotation, molecular function: metal ion binding; ubiquitin protein ligase activity. Lineage: Eukaryota; Viridiplantae; Streptophyta; Magnoliopsida; Malpighiales; Salicaceae. The transcript is spliced from 19 exons. The record is from RefSeq and is a predicted model, not a curated record.
AACAAACAAACGAACUACCGUCUCGUCUCUCUCUCUCUCUCGCUGCCGAGCAGAGGCCGAAGAAGAAAUGAAAAAUAAAGAAAAAGAAAAAGAUUUAAACUUCUUUUGUUCUUUUAAUUCUCAGUUUGAGAAAGGAAAUCAAAUUUCAUAGUAAGUUAUAGACUCUUUGAUUAGGGUUAGGGUUAGGGUUUUUUUAGUGAAAAAGAAAACCAAACAGCUUGUUUGGCAGUUUUGAAUUAGGGUUUCGAGAAAUUUAAUUGUUAAAUUUAGUUUUUGCUUUGUUUUGAAUUAGGAUUUAUUGAAAUUUGUGUGUGCUAAUGUGAGUGAAGUUGUUGGUGGAGGGAGUUUUGUUUUGUUGUUGCAAUUUUUUUUCAAUGGGGAGUACAGGUGAGCCAGACAGAAAACGGCGUCACUUCAGCUCCAUAUCAUCACCAACAGCUGCUAUGGCUAAAAAGCAGCCGUUAUCGCAUCUGUCCGAGGACAAAAAGCUUGAUACUGCUGUUCUUCAAUACCAAAAUCAAAAGCUUCAACAGAAGUUAGAGGCUCAGAAGGUUGAGCAUUCUGCACUUGAAAACAAGUUCUCUCUACAGAAGGAGAAACAGAAACCAUACAAUUCCACAUUGAAGGCUGUCAAUAAGUCUUGGGAAGUGCUGGUGACUGACUUGGAAACAUGUUCCAACCGCACAAGAGAGUGGAUCAAUGGGCAAGAUGUCAAACAUGUACCAACCGCGAGAGACGGGGGCUCAUCUUCUCUCAAGGAUGCAUUUCUUAGCAGACUUAUGGAAACUGGUGCAACUGAAAGUUCCUCUGCAACUAACUGCCCUGAUCAGAUGGAAGUGGAUAGAGAAACUGCCUUUGAAAAGAAUAAAAGGAUUGCACAUAAUUUAGUGGCUACAAUCAAUGGCCUUUGGUAUCUGAAGGAUGGAUUACGUGCAGCAGUUUUGAAACAGCUUACAGAAGAUGAUGCUUGUAGGGAAACAAUAUCUAAUGAAUUGGAGACAGAACUUAAGAACUUGAGGUUAGGGCUAAGUGAUCUUCAUUUGAAGCACAAAUCACUGGCAAGGGAAUUGCAGAACCAUCGAGACAGUGAUGCAAAAAAUAAAGCUGAGCUUAAGCAUCUAAAAGGUGAAUUGGAGACCACAGUUGCAGAAUUAAAUGACAGCAACUGUAAAUUGGCAACACUUAAAGCAGAGAGAAAUGCAACUAAAGGGGCAUUCUUCCCUGUCUUAAACAUGGGAAGCAAGCAUGCUGCUGGUGAUCAGGUCAGGGAUAAACAAAAGGAUCUUCUAGAAAUGGAGUCUGCUGUCAAAGAGCUUUUAGACCAAGCUUCCUCUCGACUACUAGAAGUAAAAGAUCUUCAUGAAGAAAGGUUAAUAAUAUUACAGAAGCUAUCCAAUUUGCAGCACUCAUUGAAGAAUGUGAAGGUUAUUUCUUCAUCACGAGCCUACCUUUUGCUGAGAGAUCAACUAGAGAAAUCAAAAUCAAUGGUUCUCCAUUAUCGUGCCUUAUUUGAGAAACUACAGGUUGAGAAGGAUAACCUUGUCUGGAAGGAAAGGGAAUUAAAUAUGAAAAAUGAUUUAGUUGAUGUUUGUCGAAGAUCUACUGCGGUUGUGGAUUCUAGAGUUGCUGAUUUAGGAAAGGAGAUACAGAAACAGAUUAACGAAAGAAACAUGAUUGAGACUAAUCUGGAAGAGUCAUCAAGAGAACCAGGAAGAAAAGAUGUGAUUGCUGAAUUCAAAGCAUUGGUUUCUUCAUUUCCUGAGGAAAUGGGCUCUAUGCAAAGCCAAUUAAGUAACUUCAAAGAAGCUUCUUCUGAUAUUCAUUCUUUGCGGGCUGAUGUGCAGUCUCUUUCUACUGUUCUGGAUAGGAAGGGAAAACAGUGUGGAAGUUUGUCUUCCAGAUCAACGAGCCAAAUUGCUGAGAUACAUAAGUUGCAGUCUGUGGUCCAAGAUCUGAAUGAAAACAUACUGGAGUUGAAACUGAUUUUGGACAUGUAUCAACGUGAAUCCACUUAUUCAAGGGAUGUCUUGGAAGCCAGGGAUCUGGAAUAUAAGGCAUGGGCUCAAGUUCAAAGUUUUAAAUUCUCUCUUGAUGAGCAAAACUUGGAAUUACGAGUGAAGACAGCAAAUGAAGCCGAGGCCAUAUCCCAGCAAAAGCUAGCGGCUGCAGAAGCUGAGAUUGCUGAUUUGAGACAGAAACUAGAAGCUUCUAAAAUGGAUAUGUCUAGACUUUCUGAUGUCCUAGAAUCAAAAAAUGAAGAAAAUGAGGCCUACUUAUCUGAAAUAGAGACAAUUGGUCAAGCAUAUGAUGAAAUGCAAACUCAAAAUCAACAUCUGUUGCAGCAAGUAACGGAGAGAGAUGAUUAUAACAUUAAGCUUGUUUUAGAGGGUGUGAGAGCAAGACAACUGCGGGAUUCUCUGCUGAUGGACAAACAAACCAUGGAAAAGGAGAUUCAGCAAGCCAAUAUUUCCGUUGAUUUCUUUGAUGUGAAAGCUGCAAGAAUAGAAGAUCAGUUAAAAAAUUGUUCAGACCAGGUUCAUAAACUUGCAGAAGAUAAGUUUCAAAGGUCGGUUAUGUUGGAAAAUACACAAAAGAAAUUGCUAGAUUUGAGAAGAUCAUCUAAUCAAGCAAGAGAGUCAUUGGAGGAUUCCCAAUCUAGAGUUGAAAGAAGUCGAGCUGCUCUUUUGGAGGUGCAGAUAGAUCUAGAGAAAGAGAGAUUUGACAAGAGAAGAAUGGAGGAGGAAUUGGAAGUUGCAAGGAGAGAGUUUUCUCGUCUUCAAGAACAUACAGAAGGGUCUUCGAUUGUAGAAAAGCUUCAACAGGAACUUAGAGAAUACAGGGAAAUAGUUAAGUGCAGUAUCUGCCUUGACAGACCAAAAGAGGCUGUCAUUACAAAAUGCUAUCAUUUGUUCUGCAAUCCCUGCAUACAGAGAAUUGUUGAAAGUCGUAACCGCAAGUGUCCAGUGUGUAGCAUGAGUUUUGGGCAUAAUGAUGUGAAGCCAGUUUACAUCUGAUGGCAUGGGAAUGAGGUGUACCGUGCUGUUUGAUGAUGAGGCUCGUUUUCAAAGUCAGGUCCCAAUGAGGCUUGUCUGCCCUGAUAGAACCUUGACCUUUGGAUGCCUGCUGGUUCAUGCCUAUUCUUAUGUUAGAGAAUUACCAAGAGAAUAGUGACAGGAACCAGUGCAAUUCCUGUCCAUAUCAUCCCCAUGCAGAUCAUUUUAAAUUUGAUUCUAGGUUGAUUUCAUUUGUUGCUCGACUUCCAUGUAUCUAGGAUGUUGGUUCCUUAUUAACUGCUAGGAGACACUAUAGUGUUUUGAUUUGUUGCAGAUGAUCAGAAUCCGACAAAAUGCCAUUGCUGAACGCCUUGGAGGUUGUACAGAUCACCUUGGCACAUAGCAAUGAGAGUUGGCUCAUGCAUUUGAUGUCAGUUUUCUCCAUCCAGUGAAAAUACCUGGAAUGGAACUUAAUUUUUGACUGUACAGGUUUUAGUGCAUACAUUAGAUUGCAGGAAUAUCAAUCAGUUUACAUUUUUUGCUUUUAUAAACUAAUGACGUUUAUAGUAGUAGUUUGUGCUAGAUGUGCUCAACGCUGCUUCAUGUAUGUACGAAACUUUUGAAAGUGAAUGUUGUAGUGCUCUAUUUCAUGUAUGUUAUUUCCACUAGUGGGCAUUCUUUCUGAAAA